Messenger RNA from Nelumbo nucifera (sacred lotus), 965 nucleotides. Its product is annotated as selT-like protein. Gene Ontology annotation, biological process: cell redox homeostasis. Gene Ontology annotation, cellular component: endoplasmic reticulum membrane. NCBI's taxonomy places the organism in Eukaryota, Viridiplantae, Streptophyta, Magnoliopsida, Proteales, Nelumbonaceae. Gene Ontology annotation, molecular function: thioredoxin-disulfide reductase (NADPH) activity. The record is from RefSeq and is a predicted model, not a curated record.
AUUCUCCUCAACGCGAAGGGAAGAAACUUCCUUUUUCAUCUGACACCGUGAGUCUGUGGCCACUGAUCGAGCUCUCCCUCCAUGGAUCGAGUCCAGCUUCUUCUAUUGGGGUUGCCACUCUUUCUCUUUUGUUCAGAUCUUAUUAACCUCUUCACUCCACCACCUCCCAAGCCCCCCCACCAUGCCCACAGCCAUCCUCACCUCCAACAGGAACCCAUUGUCAAGCAAGCCCUAGACUUCCCCACCCAGAAAACGUUCGGCAGUGGAGCAGUCGGUUUUGGAAGCACCGUCAACAUUAACUUCUGCACCUCUUGUUCUUACAGGGGAACUGCAUUGACAGUGAAGAAGAUGCUUGAAACUUCUUUCCCUGGAAUUGAUGUUGUUCUUUCAAAUUAUCCCCCAGCAUUUCCAAAACGCCUACUUAGCAAACUAGUGCCAGUUGUUCAAGUAGGAGUUAUUGGGAUAGUAAUGGCAGGUGAACAAAUCUUCCCAAGGCUGGGUUAUAUGACACCACCUCCUUGGUACUUCUCUAUGCGUGCAAACAGAUUUGGAACCAUUGCGUCCACUUGGCUUUUUGGCAAUUUUGUUCAAUCUUUCCUGCAGAGUUCUGGAGCUUUUGAAGUCUACUGCAAUGGGGAAUUGGUUUUUUCUAAGCUGAAGGAACAGAGAUUCCCUGGAGAAGGAGAGUUGAGGGAUCUUGUUAGCAAAAAACUGGCUAGUUCAAGAGUUGUGGAUGAUCUUGGAGCUGCCUGGUCGUAGUGUGCUUGGUGCAACACAUCCACAUGAUCAUGACACCAUGAUAAUUCAGAUGCUAGACAUGCUGCAUCUCAGAUUGUCGUUACAUGUAUACAAUUAAGAUAACACAAUGCUAAUAUAUUUCCUCUUCUAGAGUAAAACUAUUAGCAAGCAGAGAUAAGAACCACUUUGAUUUGUGAAAUAAUAAGAGGAAUCUUUAUUUUGAUCCA